Molecule: messenger RNA, 1701 nt
Organism: Carlito syrichta (Philippine tarsier)
Lineage: Eukaryota; Metazoa; Chordata; Mammalia; Primates; Tarsiidae
Product: keratin, type II cytoskeletal 6A-like
Exons: 9
Coding region: 1-1701 (566 amino acids)
Biological process (GO): intermediate filament organization; keratinization
Cellular component (GO): keratin filament
Molecular function (GO): structural constituent of skin epidermis
Source: RefSeq, a predicted model, not a curated record
AUGUCCAGCAAAUCCACCGUGAGGACCCACAGCAGCAGCCGCCGGGCCUUCGGCGCCGGCUCGGCCAGGCUCCCUGGGGUCAGCCGCUCCGGCUUCAGCAGCGUGUCCGUGUCCCGCUCCGGGGGCAGCGGCCUGGGUGGCGUGUGCGGGGGAGCUGGCCUCGGCAGCCGGAGCCUCCACGGCCUGGGGAGCUCCCAGAGGGUCUCCGUCGGAGGGGGCAGCUGCGCCGUCGGCGGCAGAUAUGGCGGCAGAGUGGGCGGCGGCUUUGGCCUUGGAGGUGGCACCGGGAGUGGAUGUGGCUUCGGCGGUGGAGCCGGUGCUGGCUUUGGGCUCGGGGGCGGAGCUGGCUGUGCCGGCGGCUACGGGGGCCCUGGCUUCCCCGUGUGCCCCCCCGGAGGCAUCCAAGAGGUCACCGUCAACCAGAGUCUCCUCACCCCUCUGAACCUGCAAAUCGACCCCAGCAUCCAGCGGGUGCGGACUGAGGAGCGCGAGCAGAUCAAGACCCUCAACAACCAGUUCGCCUCCUUCAUCGACAAGGUGCGUUUCCUGGAGCAGCAGAACAAGGUCCUGGACACCAAGUGGACCCUGCUACAGGAGCAGGGCACCAAGACUGUGAGGCAGAGCCUGGAACCUUUGUUCGAGCAGUACAUCAACAACCUCAGGAGACAGCUGGACAGCAUCCUCGGGGAGAAAGGCCGCCUGGACACCGAUCUCAGAGCCAUGCAGGACACGGUGGAGGACUUUAAGAACAAAUAUGAGGAUGAAAUCAACAAGCGCACAGCAGCCGAGAAUGAAUUUGUGACUCUGAAGAAGGACGUGGAUGCUGCCUACAUGAAUAAGGUUGAACUGCAAGCCAAGGCAGACUCUCUGACAGAUGAGAUCAACUUCCUGAGAGCCUUCUACGACGCUGAGCUGUCCCAGAUGCAAACCCACAUCUCAGACACCUCCGUGGUGCUCUCCAUGGACAACAACCGUAGCCUGGACCUGGACAGCAUCAUCGCCGAGGUCAGAGCCCAAUACGAAGAGAUUGCUCAGAGGAGCCGGGAUGAGGCUGAGUCCUGGUACCAGACCAAGUACGAAGAGCUGCAGGUCACAGCAGGCAGACAUGGGGACGACCUGCGCAGCACCAAGCAGGAGAUUGCAGAGAUCAACCGCACGAUCCAGAGGCUGAGAUCUGAGAUCGACCACGUCAAGAAGCAGUGCGCCAACCUGCAGGCCGCCAUCGCCGAUGCUGAGCAGCGCGGGGAGAUGGCCCUCAAGGAUGCCAAGGGCAAGCUGGAAGAGCUGGAGGACGCCCUGCAGAAGGCCAAGCAGGACAUGGCACGGCUGCUGAAGGACUACCAGGAGCUGAUGAACGUCAAGCUGGCCCUGGACGUGGAGAUCGCCACCUACCGCAAGCUGCUGGAAGGCGAGGAGUGCAGGCUGAACGGCGAAGGCGUUGGACCAGUCAACAUCUCCGUGACGCAGUCUACUGUCUCCAGUGGCUAUGGCAGUGCCAGUGGUGUUGGCAGUGGCUUAGGCCUGGGCGGAGGCAGCGGUUAUUCCUAUGGCAGCGGCUAUUCCUAUGGCAGUGGUCACAGCCUUGGAGGUGGCUUCAGUUCUGGCAGUGGCAGAGUUCUGGGCGGUGGCCUCAGCUCCGUGGGAGGCAGCAGUUCCUCCAUCAAAUACACCACCACCACCUCCUCCAGCAGCAAGCCCUGA